UAUAUGAACAGGAGCAAUGGCUGUACAUAAACUGUGUAUGCAGUAUAGUAUGCAGUACACACAAGCUACUAUACCAAAGCAUCUCCAUGAACACACAGCAGCGGUGUGUAUUUCCUCUCAUGUGAUCCGAUCCCAGCCAGAUUUCAUCUUGAUGGAGGAGGAGGAGGAUGCUCUGUAUCACCUUCACUCAGUGCUGACCGAUGACUUCAUGACGUGGCCCAUUUAAGGACCAAUCGGAAAUCGCGCCGCGCUCCCUUUAAGAGCAGCUGCAUUGCCUGGAGAAUAGAUGCGCGCGCGUCAUGUAUCAGUCUCUGUCCUGCUCACUUAUGGACCAUACAGCGAUGCGAUGCGCUGGACUCCUCCACACACCUCUGUCGAUGGAUCUGGAGUAACAGCUCUGGCAUCAGAUGCAGUGACGCAUUUAUCGGAGUGGUUUGCCAGGGCAUUGGCAUGGCCUAGUAAUGAAUGGUGACGGGGCUCCCAGCAGCCCGGAGCACUCCUCCUGCACGCUGCCCGACUGGAAGGAGUUCUGUGAGCUUCACGCUCGAGCUUCUGCCGCUGAUUUUGCCUACAAGUUCCGGCGAUUCAUCAGCGAGAACCCAUGCUACGACUCACCUGGUGCUGAUGCCAAUUUCUCGCAACACUUUGCUCAACACUUUCUGACCUGCUUCUCCACCGCCCUCGACCAAGUCCAAGGUCCCGGGUCUCUGGGAGACUCCUCCGCUCUGAAGUACAGCAUCGUGCCCUUUGUGGGCAUACAGAGCUGCACGCUGCCCCUCAGCCACGACCUCUACCAUCGGCGGAAAGACGUGGGGGCCUCGAGCGAAUCGCUGGAUAGCAUGGACAGUGGAGGGGGCGGAGCCAGUGGACAGGAACAGCAGACCCCCACCCAUAAGAUGUCAACUGUGAGCCAAUCCAGGAGUUCGGAGGAUGUGUCAUUGGGACGACGUAAGGCUCGUUUCAAGAAGGGCUUUUCGCUCCGAAACAUGAGUCUGAGUGUGGUGGACGGGGUGAAGGAGAUCUGGCACCGCAGGGCCUCUCCAGAACCAGACCCCUUGGGGAGCUCCAGGAGGACCAAUGGACCCGAGGCCAUGGGGUCCGAACACUGGAGCCAGAAGCUGCGGCUGCCGCGGGGCUCUCAGGGCCAUAAAGCAGAGCUGUUGGAGAUCCAGAGGGAGGGUGCGCUCAGAUACAUGGUGGCUGAUGACAAUAACUGUGUGGGGGCGGCGCAGUGGCAGAAGUGCAGGCUGCUGUUGAGGAAGACCGCCGCACAAGUGGACGCAGGAGAGAAGUUCCAGCUUGAAUUCUACGUUCCACCAAAGUCAUCUAAACCCAAAGUGAGCAUCCCUCUGUCUGCGAUCGUGGAGGUGAGGACCACCAUGCCUCUAGAGAUGCCCGACAAAGACAACACCUUCGUGCUCAAGGUAGAGAAUGGAGCCGAAUACAUUCUGGAGACCAUCGACUCUCUGCAGAAGAACUCGUGGGUGGCAGACAUCCAGGACUGCAUUGACCCCGGGGACAGCGGGGAUGACAUCGAGCUGGCGUCGUGUGCUCACAGUCAGCCGCACAGAGACGUCUCUCUCUCGCUGGUGUCCUCCUGCAGCUGUGAGCUCCUGUGUGACGGGUCACAUCGGGGGUCCGAGCGGCUGUGCUCUGUGGCUGCUGAUCAGGAGCCGCCCGUCACCCAGCACCCCUCACACGUCCCGCUGGAGCACUUCCUGCGGUCGCCAGAGCCCCAGGACACCAGCACAUCAUCAGGAAGCCCAGGUGAGACUCCAGGGGAAGCGGACGGAGACCCCAGUUUGGCGGGUUACCCAUGGUUCCACGGGACGCUGUCUCGGGUGCGGGCGGCCCAGCUGGUCCUCGCCGGCGGGGCACAGAGUCACGGUCUGUUUGUGAUCCGUCAGAGCGAGACGCGUCCCGGAGAAUACGUCCUCACCUUCAACUUCCAGGGCAAAGCCAAGCACCUGCGGUUGUCUGUGAACGACAGCGGUCAGUGUCACGUUCAUCACCUGUGGUUCCAGACGGUCACAGACAUGUUACGACACUUUCACGAGCAUCCCAUCCCACUCGAGUCCAGCGGCUCCACCGACAUCACGCUGCGCUCCUACGUUCAGGUCCAGCGCUCGGCCUCAGGUGUGGCGUCUCCUCCCCCCGUCCAAGCUGCCCCGCGGGACGCCUCUGUCUGUUGGGCCGAGUCGACGCAGGUGAGUCAUCAGCUGUCGGACGCAGUGCUGUCGUCGAGCUCGUCCUCGUCUCCGAUGGCUCAGCCGGCCGCAGGAGCACUGAUGGGCCGCAGCAGCAGCGCAGAGAGACUCCUGGAGCCCGGGGCCGGAGCCGGAGCCGGGGCCGAGGACUACCACGACAGCGAGGGCACGCGCCGGACUCGAGCCGUGGAGAACCAGUACUCCUUCUACUGAUGUCCUGAGGAUCUGCUCCAGUCACACCUCUAACUAACUGCAGAUCUGUCCCUUGUGCUGUCUGCUUUCAUUUACCACAGGUGUUUCUGAAAGAGUCUCUUCUAUCCCUUUUUUUUUAAAUGUAUCAAAGUUUCCAUAAAAAUAUUGUGCAGCACAACUGUUCAACAUUGAUGAUAAUCAUACAUGUUUCUUGAGCAGUAAAUGAUCAUAUUAUUCUGAUUUCUGAAGAUCAUGUGACACUGAAGACUGGAGGAAUGAUGCUGAAAAUACAGCGGAGCAUCACAGAAAUACAUUACACUUUAACACAGAUACACAUAGAAAACAGAUGAUUUACAAUAAAAUAAUAUUUUAUUAUAUUAGUGUUUUUGAUCAAAUAUGUUCUGCCUUUAGUGAGCAGAAGAGACUCUUUCACAAACCUCUAUCUUAUGGACAGUAGUUUUUCAAAGGUUUAGCAAUUCAUUCGUGUUAUUUUGAACCUGGGCUUUCUUGACGUAUUCAGUUUGAAAACCGUUUCUACUUGUAUUUUUUUUUCCAGUUUUACUGUAUUUUUUCAUUUACCAAACGCAGCCUUGGUAAGACAUCUUUCAGAAAACAUGAACAAUAUUAUUUAUUCCAAACUCUUUACCAGUAGUGUAGUCCCACCACAUGAUCUGAGAGCCGCUGUGUUCGACCCUCAGUCCGUCAGACGCUCAGUGUUCAUGUCUUCUUCAGGUGUUUCAGUGACAGGAAACACCUCACAUCAUCGUACAGCUAAGCAGGAAGUCUUCAGUCUUCAUCAGGACUCAUGCGUCUGCACCUGAUUCAGUGAGAUCUGCGUGGUUUGAGGACGACAUCAGUUCUUCACUCGACUCUUCAUCUGUGUUCCUGAGGCGUGUGGCUAGCAACGUUACCUUUAUGCUAAUCAUAUUGUAAUUAUGUUCACCUGUUUGGCCACGCAUUACUGUAAUAUUAGUCAUUUAGGACAUUGAUGUACUGUUUCUGUUGAGUUAUACAUGUGAUAUUAAUUUUUUUAUCUGUAAUUUUCCAAUGGUGGCCAAAAGCGUAAAAGAAGACCAAUGUUGUAACGGGCUGUGAUGAUUUGAGAUCUGUGUACUUCUGUGUGAUGUUUUCCUUCUGAACAUCACCUGAUCUUCAUCAACGUGACGAGUGUCUUAUUUAAAGGGACAGGUCACCCAAAAAUGAAAACUCUGUCGUUUACUCCUCCUCAAGUUGUUCCAAACCUGUGUGAGUUUCUUUCUUCUGUUAAACACAAGAAGAAGACGUUUUGAGGAAUGCUGGGAACCAAACAGCUGCCGGUACCCAUUGACUUCCAUAGUGUUUUCACACGGGUUUGGAACAACUUUAAAGGAAAUGAUUUUAAACAUCAGAAUCACUGUAAACAACUAGUACAACUAGUGUGAACUUGAUUUACAUUGGAACAUAAAAAGGCAGACGAGGAUCAGAUUUCAGGAGGUUCUCUCCCAUCUCCACAGGAAGUGAUGUCAAACCCUCCGAUUGGCUGCUUCCUGUCCAGCCCUGAUUGAGUUGAUUCAGAUUUCUGUUGUGUGUUUCCUGCUGCCUGUGAAUGUGUGUCUGUUUGAGUACAUGCUCCGCACGGCCCCAUGGGUCAUCACUGACCCUCACAACAGCAGUUUCGGUUACUCAUGGCUUUGGUUUGUGUGCUGUCAGGGCUUUCACUGAUGUGUGAUUAACUGUUAUGAGUGACAGGACCCAAACUCCAUGUGCUUUACUCUAACUGGAUCAUUCGUUGAUAAAUGUGAACUCGUUGUGUCCCAACAGCUCGGUGACACCCAAUCCUCCAGCUGUAUUGUGAGAUAUAAGUCAAGCUUCAGAUUCAAGCCUUUGCUACGGGGACGUUUUGGAUAAAUUUGGCUAAAUGAACAAACCCUCUCAAAGCAGCAGCAGAGGUCGACCGAUACUGAGUUAACUGUGGGAUAAUAAAGUGGAGAAACAGACCACCUCCUGAGCAACUGGAUGUUGAAAAGACACCAAAAUCUUGACAUUUGAUGUAAAUUAAACGUCACACAUACUUUCCUACAUAUACAUUAAACAGUGUGGCACUAACUUCCUGUUUUAUCCUAGCAACCGCUUGAUCAUGAAAAUGUCUUGGAAUUAUUAAAUUAUAAAUAAAUAAAUGUACUGAGAAACAUCCGAGACAAAUCAGAAAGUAACAGUUUACCGAACUCCAAAUAACAUAAACAUUGAAAACCAAGCGCUUCGAAUAAGUCCAGCAACAUAUCUUUUUUUUUUUUUUUGAUAACCUUUAUUGUAUGCAUAUCUUCUGUAAAUUUUUUAAAUUCCCCAUGGUUUGAAAAAUGGAUAAAUGUUUAAAAUCUGUCUUUGUUUAUCUGCAUACCAACAGUUAAAACACACUCACAGUUAGCACAGGUUAAAUUGUGUAGAAACCAUCUAUUGGUCGACCUCUGUGCUGUAGCACACUCAUACUUUUGUUUUGUUUAUUUAAAUGAUUUCGUUUUUUGGUGAAUUCUGUAAUAAGGGUUCACUCAAGCAUCAAAAGAUUGAAGAAAAAUAUAGAAUUUUUGUAUAAUUUUUAAGAAAGGAAAAUAAAAACACAUUUGUUAUACUGUGAAGAAAACCUCGUGUAA
Carassius gibelio (silver crucian carp) is the source of this 5026-nucleotide messenger RNA. Its product is annotated as SH2B adapter protein 2. The transcript has 9 exons. The record is from RefSeq and is a predicted model, not a curated record. Gene Ontology annotation, molecular function: transmembrane receptor protein tyrosine kinase adaptor activity. Lineage: Eukaryota; Metazoa; Chordata; Actinopteri; Cypriniformes; Cyprinidae. Gene Ontology annotation, cellular component: plasma membrane. Gene Ontology annotation, biological process: intracellular signal transduction; antigen receptor-mediated signaling pathway. The coding region runs from base 462 to 2420 and encodes 652 amino acids.